AUGGGCAGAAUCAUCUUCUACGAAGAUAAGAACUUCCAGGGUCGCUCCUAUGAGACCAGCAGCGACUGUGCUGAGCUGACCUCCUACCUGAGUCGCUGCAACUCCUGCAGGGUGGAGAGCGGCUGUUUCAUGGUUUACGAGCGUCCAAACUACAUGGGCCACCAGAUGUUGGUGAGGAGGGGAGAGUACCCUGACAACCAGCGCCUGAUGGGAAUGAGCAUGAGUGACUGUAUCCGUUCCUGCCGUAUGAUCCCCAUGCACAGAGGUCCAUUCAAGAUGAGGAUCUAUGAGAAGGAGAACUUUGGUGGUCAGAUGUAUGAACUGAUGGACGACUGUGACAGCAUCAUGGACCGUUACCGUAUGUCCGACUGCCAGUCUGCUCACGUGAUGGACGGCCACUGGCUGAUGCAUGAGCAGCCCCACUACAGAGGCAGGAUGAUGUACCUGAGGCCUGGAGAGUACAGGAGCAUGAGAGACAUGGGAAUGGGUCCUAUGGACAUGAGGAUCGGAUCUAUCCGUCGUAUCAUGGACUCCUGUUAAAGAAUCAAACUCAAGCACUGCUCAAGAUUUGAUAAUAUAAUCAAUGAAUAUUAAUAAAGUUUAAAAUUUUAUCAGUCAUAUUAAGUUUCAAAACAUCACAAAAUUGCUGAGAAUGUUGCAUGAGUU
Scatophagus argus is the source of this 666-nucleotide messenger RNA. RefSeq names its product gamma-crystallin M3-like. The transcript is spliced from 3 exons. The coding region runs from base 1 to 540 and encodes 179 amino acids. Gene Ontology annotation, biological process: lens development in camera-type eye; visual perception. Gene Ontology annotation, molecular function: structural constituent of eye lens. NCBI's taxonomy places the organism in Eukaryota, Metazoa, Chordata, Actinopteri, Scatophagidae. The record is from RefSeq and is a predicted model, not a curated record.